AUGGAAAGUGAAUCAUGCCUAGAAGGGUCGUUGCAGAAAAAGAGUUAUGUGGUGGCUCGCCUAGUCGAUUACGGAGUGAACGUUAAUUACUUGUGCCAAAAUAAUUGCCUGACCGGUGAACCAAAUCGACUUGUAACUGGCGUAUUCGACCAUCAGAAGCAGAAAUAUUUUUUCGACAUACCGUUUGCUAAUUAUUCGUUAUACAGUGCUAUGGCAUCGAUGAAGGUUUACACGAGAAAAGGGUGCAAAAAUAUCUUGAACGGCGUCGUUGUUUUACCCGACAAAAAAACUUGCCAUUGUUCAAAUAACUUAUGCUAUGAUUCCAAGUUGAAAGCGUUGGUUUACUGGAAUUGUUUCGAUUCGUGCAUACAAAAAGAUUUCUCUGUUUUGUACAGUGGGAUAGUGGAGGAUUGGACGUCGGAGUUUGGUCUUCGAUUUAUCAAUUUUGUUGAUAAUGGUACCAAUGUAGUCAUGCAGUUAUUAGAGCAAAAGGAGCUUUGUAACACUAUAGUUUGGACAACAAAUUUAGAAAAUAUAUAUGUAUACGAAAGCGAUGCUAUUGUAGAAUAUCUCCAAGAAAACCAGUCGUUAUAUUUGAAUUUGUCGCAUUUGAACUACACUUUCUGCGAGAGGGAAUCGAAAUACCUGAAAGGAUUGGAGAGAUUAUUCGACAGCGAUAAAGGAACAAUUAUUGUUUUAUUACUGCUGAUUUUGCUGCUUUUAUCCAUCAUCAAAUCGUGUUGGGGAAUUUUUACUAAUAUAUUUCUACUAAAGAAAUUCCACAAUCUAAGUAGCAAGGAACUGAUAUUAAGGAGUUUCUCGCAAAACUUAACGCAUCAAAAAGUGUUUUUCCACAACGCAAACAAAAAUAAUAAAUCGCGUUUAAUUAUUGAACCAGAAAACCAAAAUUUGUGCGCGAAUGCGGUUAACGAGAUAUAG
Molecule: messenger RNA, 939 nt
Organism: Phyllotreta striolata
Lineage: Eukaryota; Metazoa; Arthropoda; Insecta; Coleoptera; Chrysomelidae
Source: the annotation of a GenBank genome assembly